GGUGAUGCCAAAGAUCAAGCCGGGGACGAGCGGCCGCCGCCGCGAUCGACUUAAACAGAGCCGGGAGCUGAAGAGCGCCGGAGGACUCAUGUUCAACACGGGGAUUGGGCAACAUAUUUUGAAAAAUCCUCUCAUUGUUAACAGUAUUAUCGAUAAGGCUGCCUUAAGACCAACUGAUGUGGUGCUGGAAGUUGGACCUGGAACUGGCAAUAUGACUGUAAAGUUGCUAGAAAAGGCAAAAAAGGUAAUUGCCUGUGAACUUGACCCAAGACUAGUAGCUGAACUUCACAAAAGAGUUCAGGGCACGCCUCUGGCCAGCAAACUUCAAGUACUGGUGGGUGAUGUGUUGAAAACAGAUUUGCCAUUCUUUGAUGCCUGUGUGGCAAAUUUGCCAUAUCAGAUCUCUUCCCCCUUUGUCUUCAAGCUGUUGCUGCACCGACCUUUUUUCAGAUGUGCUGUACUUAUGUUUCAAAGAGAAUUUGCUCUCCGACUAGUUGCAAAGCCUGGAGAUAAAUUAUACUGCAGACUAUCUAUCAAUACACAGCUGUUAGCACGUGUGGACCAUCUGAUGAAAGUUGGAAAGAACAAUUUCAGGCCACCACCAAAGGUGGAAUCCAGUGUCGUAAGAAUAGAACCCAAGAAUCCACCACCACCUAUCAAUUUUCAGGAAUGGGAUGGCCUAGUAAGGAUCACCUUUGUUAGGAAGAACAAGACACUGUCUGCGGCAUUUAAGUCAAGUGCAGUGCAACAGCUUUUGGAAAAAAACUACAGAAUUCACUGUUCGGUCCAUAAUAUUGUAAGCAAAAAAAGUUUCUGUGGUCUCUUCGGUUUCGAUUUGCUGUGUUUCAAAAUGCCCCUCUACUUCUUACUCCUUUUCAUCGCUAGCUUACUAAUUUUGCACAUUCCAUGCGAUCCUUAAAAGUGAUAUUAAA
Molecule: messenger RNA, 932 nt
Organism: Panthera uncia (snow leopard)
Lineage: Eukaryota; Metazoa; Chordata; Mammalia; Carnivora; Felidae
Product: probable dimethyladenosine transferase
Exons: 10
Coding region: 5-919 (304 amino acids)
Biological process (GO): rRNA methylation
Cellular component (GO): mitochondrial matrix
Molecular function (GO): rRNA (adenine-N6,N6-)-dimethyltransferase activity
Source: RefSeq, a predicted model, not a curated record